Messenger RNA from Adineta steineri, 507 nucleotides. The record is from the annotation of a GenBank genome assembly. NCBI's taxonomy places the organism in Eukaryota, Metazoa, Rotifera, Eurotatoria, Adinetida, Adinetidae.
AUGCUUGCAAGUCGACCACGGUUUCAACGUAGACCAAACCCUCGCCUACGGAUUCAACCACGACCGCAUCAUCGCCCUCCGAUUGGCAUUAUCGGAAGUGUGGUAAAUGGCGGCGUCUUUUCUACUGGAGUUGGCAUUUGGACUGGAGUUUUUAUCGUUGCCGCUGGUGUCUUCAUUCUUAUUCUUAAUUGGGUAAAAUCUGUUCGCUUGUGGGCCCUCGUAGCAUUGUGCACAACCGUUGUCGCCACUGCUUUUGCAAUCAUUGAGUUCUCAAUAAAUGCCCGUAGAGUUCAAUUAGCAUCAGACGCUGGUAUUUUUGGCGUUAGUAACUCGCGUGUAGCCAGUAUAGGUGGAUUACCAGCUGCACAACUUGCACUAGGCAUUGUCGUCUUUUUACUCUGUCUUGCUUUUAUCGGUCUAUACAUAUAUAUUGCCGUCAAGGUUUCAAGUCGCAGAUCUGAUCGACAACAACAACAACAAAUUGUUUAUCCAGUUCAACAACCAUAG